Messenger RNA from Exophiala oligosperma, 2768 nucleotides. RefSeq names its product urease. Bases 1 to 2511 code for a protein of 836 amino acids. Gene Ontology annotation, biological process: urea catabolic process. The record is from RefSeq and is a predicted model, not a curated record. Lineage: Eukaryota; Fungi; Ascomycota; Eurotiomycetes; Chaetothyriales; Herpotrichiellaceae. The transcript has 5 exons. Gene Ontology annotation, molecular function: urease activity; nickel cation binding. Gene Ontology annotation, cellular component: urease complex.
AUGCAGCUUGUUCCCAAGGAGAUCGAUAAGCUGCUUACGGCCCAGCUGGGCUUCUUAGCACAAAGACGUCUUGCCAGAGGCGUAAAGUUGAAUCACGGUGAAGCUUGUGCUCUCAUCGCGAGCGUCUUGCACGAGCUCGUCCGAGAUGGCAACCAUACCUGUGCGGAUCUCAUGGCCAUCGGAAAGCAAUUGCUGGGUCGGCGUCACGUCCUGCCGGCAGUGGGUUCGACUUUGCACACGGUCCAAAUCGAGGGCACUUUCAAGACGGGCACUUAUCUUGUGACCGUGGACCACCCCAUCAGCUCAGACGACGGUGAUCUCGCAAAGGCCCUGUACGGGAGUUUUCUCCCCGUGCCGUCCAAGAAUGCUUUUCCCCUCGCGGAUGCGAGCGAGUAUGAGGACGAGAAGAUGCCUGGCGCGGUUGUCCCCGUCAAGGAAGGAAGGAUCGUUCUCAGCGAAGGCCGGAAGAGGAUCAAACUCAAGGUCACCAGCAAAGGUGACAGACCUAUCCAGAUUGGGUCGCAUUAUCAUUUCAUCGAGACGAACCCGGCUCUUGAUUUCGAUCGCGCAAGGGCGUACGGUUACCAUCUUGACAUCCCGGCCGGCACGUCCGUCAGAUUCGAGCCCGGAGACACCAAAACAGUCACCCUCGUCGAGUUAUCCGGUAACAAGGUCAUCCGCGGUGGCAACAACUUGGCCACGGGUGUGGUGGACCUCUCCCGUGUCGACGACAUCCUCACGAAACUUCAAGCGGCGGGUUUCGCCCACACGCCCGAACCAGCUGGCGACAUGGCGUACAUUGACGCUGCGUCGAUGACGAGAGCGGACUAUGCCGGCAUGUUCGGCCCUACUACCGGGGAUCUCGUUCGCCUGGGCACUACGGAUCUGUGGGUGCGUGUCGAGAAAGACAUGACCAGCUACGGCGACGAAUGCAAAUUCGGCGGCGGCAAGACCCUCCGCGAGGGUAUGGGUCAAGCUAGCGAUCGACGCGACGAGGAGGUUCUCGACACCGUCAUCACGAACGCCCUCAUCAUCGACUGGACGGGCAUCUACAAGGCGGACAUCGGCAUCAAGCACGGCGUGAUCAAGGGUAUCGGCAAAGCAGGAAAUCCCGACGUCAUGGCGGGCGUGCACAAGGACCUCAUCGUCGGGAACGGUACCGACGUCGUCGCCGGAGAAGGCCUGAUCGUGACUGCCGGCGGUUUCGACUCGCACAUUCACCUGAUCUGUCCGCAGCAGGCGUACGAGGCCAUCGCGAGCGGCGUGACCACCUUCCUGGGAGGGGGCACGGGGCCAUCGUCGGGGACGAACGCGACGACGUGCACGCCCGGCAAGACUCUGAUGAAGCAGAUGCUCCAGGCGAUCGACAGCCUCCCCGUGAACUACGGCAUCACGGGCAAGGGGAACGACAGUUCGCCCGUGGCACUCCGCGAGUCCUGCGAGGCCGGGGCGUGCGGGUUGAAGCUGCACGAGGAUUGGGGCACGACCCCGGCCGCCAUCGACACGUGCCUGAGCGUGUGCGACGAGUACGACGUCCAGUGCCUGAUCCACACCGACACCCUCAACGAGUCCGGGUUCGUCGAGUCCUCGAUCGCGGCGUUCAAGGGCCGGACCAUCCACACGUACCACACCGAGGGUGCGGGCGGGGGUCACGCCCCGGACAUCAUCAAGGUGGUCGAGCACGAGAACGUGCUGCCCUCGUCGACCAACCCGACCCGCCCUUACACGCGGGACACCCUGGACGAACACCUCGACAUGCUGAUGGUCUGCCACCACCUGUCCAAGAACAUCCCCGAGGACGUGGCCUUCGCCGAGUCCCGCAUCCGGGCCGAGACCAUCGCGGCCGAGGACGUCCUGCACGACCUGGGCGCCAUCAGCAUGAUGUCCAGCGACUCCCAGGCCAUGGGCCGGUGCGGCGAGGUGAUCAUGAGGACCUGGAACACCGCCCACAAGAACAAGCGACAGAGGGGUCCCCUGCCGGAGGACGAGGGGACGGGGGCCGACAACUUCCGGGUCAAACGGUACGUGAGCAAGUACACGGUCAACCCCGCCGUCGCCCAGGGCAUGGGUCACCUCAUCGGCAGCGUCGAGGUCGGCAAGGUCGCGGACCUGGUCCUCUGGAGGCCCUCGACGUUCGGCACCAAGCCCCAGUUGGUCCUCAAGAGCGGCAUGAUCGCCCAGGCCAUGAUGGGCGACGCCAACGCCAGCAUCCCGACCGUCGAACCGAUCUGGAGCAGACCGAUGUUCGCUCCGCUCGUCCCCCAAACCAGCAUAACCUUCGUCAGCCAGAGGAGCAUCGAUUCGGGCGUCGUCGGUGGUUAUGGCUUGACGAAGCGCGUCGAACCCGUCAAGGGUUGCAGGAACGUCGGCAAGAGGGACAUGAAGUACAACGACACCCUCCCGAAAAUGAAGGUCGACCCCGAGAGGUACACCGUCGAGGCCGACGGGGUGGUCUGCAAGGCCGAACCCGCGACCGAGGUAGGGUUGGGUCAAUCGGCCUAUGUGUUUUGAUUCCAAAAAAAACCCCCCCCCAAGAAACAAAACCAAAGCCAAAGACGUUUAAUUCUUUGGACAGACAGUAAAGAGAUGGACGGGGGACGAUGGUGAUUUGAAUAUGACCCAGGAAGUAUGAUGGUUGGAAUGUCCACGACUUUUCUCAUACAAGUAGUUUACCAUACGCAGUAUAGCGUGAAUGACGUGUGACGUCUGAUUUGAUAUGAUCUGUCGAUAUAUAUAAUCUGAUGAUGUUGGCACAUAUCUAUCUCUAG